Caenorhabditis sp. 36 PRJEB53466 is the source of this 1613-nucleotide messenger RNA. The record is from the annotation of a GenBank genome assembly. Lineage: Eukaryota; Metazoa; Nematoda; Chromadorea; Rhabditida; Rhabditidae.
AUGUUCGCGUGCAAUGGAGUGCUGCGAAAAAGCGAUUUCGCCGUCGACGUGUUCGAGUACUCGCCAGUUCCGUUCGGAUUAGUACGGUACGGAGUAGCUCCCGAUCAUCAAGAAGUGAGUGAUCGGAACAUAAAUCGGAGAGAAAACCAGUAAUAAUUCAGGUUAAAAAUGUGAUAAAUACAUUCGAUUUGAUGUUCGAAAGGAAUAGAGACCGGCUACAAUUAUUCUGCAAUGUGAAGUAAUCAGAAUCACUCUAAGUUGUUCAUUUCACAUCCUUUUCCCGUUUUCAGUAUCGGAAAAGACGUCACAUUCGACGAAUUGACGCGUGCAUACGAUGCAGUUCUCCUUGCUUACGGUUCCUACAAAACACGACAACUGGAUAUUCCGGGAAAAGAAUCGGCCAAUGUGAUAUCCGGAUCAGAAUUCGUCGGAUGGUACAACGGAGUUCCGAACGCCCCGCCUCCCAAUUUGUCCGACGUUUCCAACGUUGUGAUUGUCGGGAACGGAAACGUGGCUUUAGACUGUGCUCGGGUACUCUCCACAGCUGCCUCCGGCUCUCUGAAGGCCAGUGACAUUCCAUUAAAACGGCUGAUGGUGCUGGAGAAAGCGCCGAUCAAGGACAUUAAGGUGCUUGGCCGAAGAGGUCCUGAACAUGUGAGUGAAUUCUUUUGAAAGGGUACAAAACGAGCAGAUGUCCGCGAGAAGCCCUCUGCGUUCCUCCUCCUCCCCCUCCUCCGUCCUUAUUGAGCCGCCGCCAGCCAGUAUCGAUUCUUUCCUCCGCUUUCCCUCAACACGUCUCUCAUUUAUUUAGCCUUCUUGUUUUAGGUCUCAUUCACGAUCAAAGAGCUUCGAGAGCAAUUCAAACUCAAAGAAUGGGACAGCAAAUUGGAAUUGUCGGAGGUAGACAAGGAGAAAUUGAUAGAAAGUAUGCCAGGAUUGGAGAGAAAAAAGAAACGGCUAACUGAGGUACUCGUGAAGAAUACUGGAGUGGCGAGCGGGCAAAGACAGUGCCACUUCCUGUUUCAUCGAGUUCCCGAGCGGAUCGAAUCCGACAGAGACGGAAGGAUCGAGUCGGUGACUGUGAAGAACACGGAGAACGGAACGACGGAGAAGCUGCCGUGCGGACUGCUCAUCUACUCGAUCGGAUACGAGACUCUCGUUCUCGACGGAGUGCCCCAGAACGCUCGAAAGAUGAUCGACAUGAAGGACCACUGUCGGGUGAACAUGAGCGACACUUGCACCGCCCUAGUCUAUGCAACGGGCUGGUGUGCUUACGGACCUCGCGGUGUCAUCGUGGACACCCAACAGCAGUCGAUCUUCGUCGCCGAUCAAAUUGCUACGGAUUUUAGUAAUUCGAAAAAGAGCAGUGAGUUGUUCAGCAGAAGAUUGUGGGAAAACGAACAAUUUCAGCUGCUCCGGGAGUUGAAUUACUUCUGAAAGAACGGGCGGUCCCAUUCAUUUCGUGGGAUGCGUGGAAACUCAUCGAUCAGCAGGAGAAAAAACGAGGAGCUCUAAGUGGAAAGAUCCGUGAAAAGUUCACAAAGUUUGAUCGUUUUCUGACAAAGUAGGUUGCGGACGGAAAUUUUUAAGAAAACUAAACCGUUUGCAGAUAA